AUGUCCCUCCAAUCUCUCCCCACAGAGAUCAUUCUCUGCAUCGUGGAUAAUCUCAGCUUAAUGAGAGAUAUCAAUGCUCUUGUGCGCACUCACCCUCGACUGAGGGAGCAGUUGGAACUCAAACUUUACAAACUGGAUGCCAAGGCUCAUGGCGGCGCAGCUGCUCUCUGGGCUGCUGAGAAAGGUCGACUGAGCACUCUGCGCAAGUCCGUAGCAGCUGAUGCAAAGAUUCCAAAGUCAGACCGCUUCAAUACACACGUCAAAACGUCUGACUUUAUUGAAUCCUUGUCUAUCAUCCCCAGAUACCCACGAGCGCAUCCCAUCACUGCUGCUGCCGCCGCUGGAUCCAAAGCCUGCAUCAGGUUCCUGAUUCGCUAUGGCGUCUACCCCAACUUUCUUGACGAUCACUUUACAACUCCUAUCCAAGCGGCAGCCGCCAGAGGUCAUACUGGCGUAGUCAAAAUGCUUCUGGCCGGUCACCCGGAGGUUUUCAGGGGUGCUUUCACACUUCGACGCUCCCUCAAAGUUGCCGCACUCUUUGGAUUUCUCCCUGUUCUCGAGGUCCUUUUUGCUCAUCUCGAAUCUCCCAACUCCGGCGGUGACCUCCCCGUUUGCCUUGCGGCGCAGAUCAUACUUUAUGAAGCACUGUGGCACAACCAGCCCAACGUCGUGGUUUAUGCUCUCAGCAAAGGAGCAAAUGUGAAUGUUAUCGACAGCGAAGCUACACUGUGGUUCGUAGCUGACAUUGCCCCUUGGGAGCCAGUUUCCAGGGUGCGACGCAUUCUGAGACAAGAACACAAAGCCAAGAAGGUAAUCCUCGGACAGGAGGUAUGUGGCUGGAGAGAAUACCACCCAGAUAUUAUGGACGCCGCUCUGACUGGCCGUCACUGUGACCUUGUCCGUUUGGUUAUUGAUGCAGGCUUCGAGGGCCCCAAUGGUCGACAGUCAUAUGAUAGCAUCUCACUCACCAUAGCCAGGGCUCACUGGCGAAGGCUCCAGAAUCUGAUUGACGUUGGGGAUCGGCCUCACCUUUGGCCUAACGGUAACUGGACUAGCAAUCACUGGUGA
This is a messenger RNA of Penicillium canescens, 1068 nucleotides long. RefSeq lists its product as uncharacterized. Lineage: Eukaryota; Fungi; Ascomycota; Eurotiomycetes; Eurotiales; Aspergillaceae. The record is from RefSeq and is a predicted model, not a curated record. The transcript has a single exon. The coding region runs from base 1 to 1068 and encodes 355 amino acids. Gene Ontology annotation, molecular function: protein binding.